GCCUGCGUCAGUUUGCCUUUUGAUCUGGAUCCCGACACCAGAAUGGUCCUUCGCGUCACAUUGGCCUCCGCGGUCGUCGCGGCCACCUCGGCUGCCCGCGUCGACGUUGGUGAGCGUCCGUUCUUUCUCGUCAACGAGAUGCGGCCAAGCCCACUCAAGACGCAGCUCGAGUCGUGCGCCAACAACAAGUGGGAGCGCACCGAGUACUCGAUCGGCCACCGUGGCGCGUGCCUCAUGUUUCCCGAGCACUCGAAGGAGUCGUACCUUGCCGCGGCGCGCAUGGGCGCUGGCAUCAUCGAGUGCGACGUCGGCUUCACGAAAGACCUCGAGCUCGUGUGCCGCCACGACCAAGCCGACCUCCACACGUCGACCAACAUUUUGCUGACGCCGCUCGCGGCCAAGUGCACCAAGCCGUUCACGCCGUACGACCCGGCCACGGGCAAGGAAGCGUCGGCCGAGUGCCGCCUCACCGACAUUACGCUGGCCGAGUUCAAGACGCUCAAGGCCAGAAUGGACAGCUCCAACCCGAAAGCCAAGAAUGUGAUGGAGUACGUCAUGUCGACGCCCAGCUGGCGCACGGACUUUUACAACGGCCCGACGAGCGGAACCAUGAUGAGCCACAAGGACUCGAUCGCGCUCUUCAAGAGCCUCGGCGUCAAGAUGACGCCCGAGCUCAAGAUGCCGGUCGUCCCGAUGCCGUACAACAACUUUAGCAUGGAAGCGUUUGCGCAAAAGAUCGUCGACGAGUACGUGGCCGCGGGCGUCCCGUUCUCAGACGUCUUUGCGCAGACCGUCGACAAGGCCAGCAUCAAGUACUGGCUCAAGGCGGCGCCGGCAUUUGGUCAGAACGCCGUCUUGCUCGACUUUGCCGACACGGUGAACGAGCUCCCGAACGCCGCCGCGCUCGCGCAACUCAAGACCGACGGCAUCAACACAUAUGCGCCGCCGAUCUGGGCGCUUCUGGACAAGAAGGACGGCAAGUUUGUGCCGUCGCAGACCGCGCGCGAUGCCAAGGCCGCCGGUCUCAAGCUCAUUUCGUGGACGCUCGAGCGGUCGGGUGUCGUCGCCAUCAGCCACGGUGGGUGGUACUACCAGACAGUCAACGACUUGGUGAACCGCGAAGGCGACGUGUUGGAGGCGCUCGACGUGCUCUUCCGCCAAGUGGGCAUCAGCGGCUUGUUCUCCGACUGGCCCGCGACCGUGACGUACUAUGCCAACUGCGUCCUUGGCAAGAAGCCCUAGAAAAACUGUGUUGUGUGUGUAUAAUGAAUGAGCUCGUACUUUGUGGGGCAAUGACAACUUGAC
Molecule: messenger RNA, 1305 nt
Organism: Saprolegnia parasitica CBS 223.65
Lineage: Eukaryota; Oomycota; Saprolegniomycetes; Saprolegniales; Saprolegniaceae
Exons: 1
Coding region: 43-1242 (399 amino acids)
Biological process (GO): lipid metabolic process
Molecular function (GO): glycerophosphodiester phosphodiesterase activity
Source: RefSeq, a predicted model, not a curated record